Neomonachus schauinslandi (Hawaiian monk seal) is the source of this 1148-nucleotide messenger RNA. RefSeq names its product shieldin complex subunit 1 (gene SHLD1). The record is from RefSeq and is a predicted model, not a curated record. Gene Ontology annotation, cellular component: site of double-strand break. The transcript is spliced from 3 exons. Gene Ontology annotation, biological process: positive regulation of isotype switching; positive regulation of double-strand break repair via nonhomologous end joining; negative regulation of double-strand break repair via homologous recombination. NCBI's taxonomy places the organism in Eukaryota, Metazoa, Chordata, Mammalia, Carnivora, Phocidae. Bases 31 to 651 code for a protein of 206 amino acids.
UAUGGCGCCUCCGCUUCCGGAUUUCGGACUAUGGCGACCCAGGAAGCCACUCCAGACAGCCAGUCAGAGGAGAGCAGUGCUUUGGACUUGCCAUCAGUUGAUGACAUAAGAGAUUAUGUGCUGCAGAGACCCCACCAGGAGGCCGACAGCGAGGCGUUUAAUUCUGUGGAAACCCUUUCUCUUCCUUCCUCUUCCGAUGUGGAUUCAGACACCAGUCACCUAAAUAGUGAACAAAAUGAUUCCUGGACCUCUGAGAACUUCUGGCUUGACCCUGGUGUGAAGGGCCAGACGGAGACCAAGGCGGAGGAUGAUGGGCUUCGGAAAUCCCUGGAUAGAUUCUAUGAAAUGUUUGGCCAUCCCCAGCCAGCCGCUAGAAAUCCACUCUCCGCAUCCGUCUGCCAGUGCCUAUCUCAGAAAAUCAACGAACUGAAGGGCCAGGAGAACCAAAAGUACGCCCUUCGCAGUUUUCAGAUGGCCCAGGUCAUCUUCAACCGGGACGGCUGCUCCGUCUUACGGAGGCAUUCCAAGGACACCCACUUCUACCCACGGGGAGAAGGAGGUGUGUCUCUGGAUGAUGAAAAGCCUACCCCGGGACUUUCAAAAGACAUCAUUCGUUUCCUCUUGCAGCAGAAGGUGAUGAAAGAUCUCUAAGUAGCUCCCGGUGGUAAAAACAGGCAGUGUGGAGGAUGGCCCUGUGGCUGUCAGGGCCCCACCCACAUCCCCUCGGGCCUCUCUGGCCAGCCCUGUGGGUGCAGCCCCCUGUGAGCUGAUACCGGAGCCAGGUCAGCCCACAUGGAGAGCCAGCAGUGUUUGUGGGCCUGAGAGCCCCUGUGUCCACACUACCUCCCACCCCACCCCACCCUACCACUCCCUUUGACUUAAGGCCAGCGACUGACUGGUUGGGAAAUCCAAAAGCACAGCUUCCUUGUCCCGAGGAAGGAAGGACAUGUUCUGAGGCAUAAUUUACUCUCCAGGACUCCCCUCUGGAUCAGGCCAAGACUGGGCCUUCCCACGAAAUCACACCUUGCUCAGCUUCUUCCGUCUCCCUGUCCUCCUUCUCCCGUUCACCUACUGGUGUCUCCUGGGAGCUUUUCCUUAAUAAAGCUCUUGUACCUGAAUCCUUGACUCAAAGUCUGCUUCUAGGAGAA